Molecule: messenger RNA, 1143 nt
Organism: Acaulospora colombiana
Lineage: Eukaryota; Fungi; Glomeromycota; Glomeromycetes; Diversisporales; Acaulosporaceae
Source: the annotation of a GenBank genome assembly
AUGACAACUCCCUUCAACUUACCGUCUCUCGAUUCCGCUUACAACCUUCCCAUUUUCCAACAACUCCCCCAGCAACAAAAAUUCCAUCAUCAUCAACAACAAGCCGUCGAAGCAACUGUGGUAUCAAACAUCUUCGCUAAUCCCACCUCUUUUCUUCCUCCACAACAGCAACAAGCCGUGGCUCAAUUAGCAUAUUUAUAUAAUAGCAGCAAUUGCAACACCGAUAGUUGUCCUCCAACUCAACCCUCAACGAUUCAACACGCGUUUUUAUAUAAUCCUACCGCUUAUCCUUCGCCACCUCUGGACGCUUCGACCGCGCUCCCUUCAUCUAGGAUGAACACUAACGAUUCCGGUGAUCAUCACAAUAAUAACGAUAACAACCAGAACUACCACCACAACGGAUCCAUGAUUCCCGAUAGCUCUCAUCUCGCCCCUUCCCAACCUUCUUUUAACCCCGACCAAAAAACUCACACAAUACCGACCAUAACGGAAGGAUAUCAGACGGCAGCAAGUUAUCCUGCUCCUCAAUACCAUCCUCCCCAAACACAGGUGGAUCGUCGCACAAACGUGCCCAUGGUUUCAAUAAACCAUCCAACCAAGAUUGAACCAGGAACAUCUGAAGGAUCGACAGAAACCUGGACUCGCAUUCCCGGUGCUGCAGAGACGGCAGGCACGACGCCUUAUCCUUUCGGUCCGUAUACAACAAAAUCUGCAAAAGGCUAUGAUGAUACCGCCUUCUUCACGGAUCCUUCUAUGAAAAUACCUCCCGGCUCGAGUACUGCUCCACAGAUGGGCUACUUCAAUCCUGGGCCGGUUGGUUAUGAUCGUAACGGCAUUCCGCAUCCCGUAAAUUUCGGUAACGCCAUGCCGACUCCCCAAGAUUAUCCGAUGCCCAUAGCCGCAAUGCAGAAUCAAAGUGGAAAUGGGGCACGCAACACUCCUCAAUUCAAUCCGAGCAGACCUUCAGUCCCAGCGCCUCAAACCAUGAUGACCACCUUCAGCUCGAAGACUGUGUCUUCCACGCCAAAAAGGUAUAAAUGUAACAUUUGUCAGAAAAGAUUCACCCGUCCGAGUUCUCUGCAGACUCAUACUUAUAGUCACACCGGAGAAAAACGUAUGUCCAUGCCUAUCCGGUUAACUUGA